AGUUAAUAUCUUUUUUGACAUUUUGCAAAACAAAAUGAAAUUAAUGAAAACAUAACAAUUUUCUUAUAUACAAUCACUCACUGCAUGAAAUAGGAAUCGAAUAAGGCACAAUAAACAAAAUGGAUUCAAACUCAAUAUCAGAAUCCGCUUCCUAUCCAAUCAAUGAAUCAUCAAGCGAAAAAGACACCGGCUCCCCGUCGAAAUCAAUCUGCUCGUCAGCAUCGUCUUCCUCUGAAAAUGUACACGCCCAUGAAAUGAAGGUUUUCAAAGACCAUAAAAAAUAUGGCCACUCAGAUGAUCUUCCUCUGUUGCCAGGCGAAAUAGUUCAGGAUUCGUCUUGGAAGGAUGUCACCUAUCUGUGUCCCUACUCUGACUGCAUUAAGGGAACACUGACCAUCACCAACUACAAACUGUUCUUUAAAAGCACAGACAGGGAGACUCCAUUCACCCUUGAUGUUCCCCUGGGGGUGAUCAGCCGUGUUGACAAGAUUGGCGGAACAACAAGUAGGGGAGAAAACUCCUACUGCAUUGACCUACACUGCAAGGAUAUGAGAUGCCUUCGGUUUGCCCACAAACCUGAGAAUCACUCGCGGCGAUUGGUGUAUGAAAAGAUCCACAACUUUGCCUUCCCUGUCACAAACAAGCGGCCACUGUUUGCGUUUGAGUACAAAGAAGACUAUGGUGUGGAUGGCUGGGCCGUGUACGACCAUGAGGCUGAACUACGUAGACAGGGUGUUCCUAAUGACAACUGGAGAAUCAGUCGUCUAAAUGAAAAGUUUGAUGUGAUCGACACAUACCCAAGCGUGUUUGCUGUGCCAAAAAGUGCCACUGAUGAAUUCCUGAAACAAGUGAUAGUGUUCAGGUCUCGUGGUAGAAUACCAGUGCUAUCUUGGAUCCACCCCAAAAGCCAGGCAACAAUCACAAGAUCCAGCCAGCCGCUUGUUGGGGUGACAGGAAAACGUAACCAAGAUGAUGAGAGCUUCGUUCAGAUGAUCACAGAUGCAAAUGCACACUCCAACAAACUGUACAUUAUGGAUGCAAGGCCCAGCAUGAAUGCUGUAGCCAACAAGGCAAAGGGAGGUGGAUUCGAGAGUGAGGAUGCGUAUAAUGGGGCGGAGGUUGUCUUCCUGGACAUACACAACAUACAUGUGAUGAGAGAAAGUUUACGGAAGCUGAGAGAUGUUGUCUAUCCGACAAUAGAUGAUGCUAAAUGGCUGAGCAACAUAGACUCAACACACUGGCUUGAACAUAUCAAGCAAAUCAUGGCAGGAGCAGUUAAGAUUGCAGACAAAGUAGAGAACAACAAGACAUCAGUGCUGGUCCACUGUAGUGAUGGCUGGGACAGGACAGCCCAGCUAACCUCUCUAGCAAUGAUUAUGUUAGAUCCAUACUUCAGAACCAUAAUUGGUUUUGAGGUUCUCUUGGAGAAGGAGUGGCUAGCCAUCGGACACAAGUUUGCCCAGCGGGUGGGGCAUGGCGAGGACAAACACUCUGACGCUGACCGCUCACCUGUCUUCCUGCAGUUCAUUGACUGUGUCUGGCAGAUGACCAAACAGUUCCCAAAUGCAUUUGAAUUCAACGAGUACUUCCUGAUCAUAAUCCUCGACCAUCUGUACAGCUGUCUAUUUGGAACGUUCCUGUGUAACACUGAGGCGGCCAGGAUGAAGGAAAUGAAAGUGAAAGAGACCACGAAGUCCCUAUGGUCAUAUGUAAACUCUGACAAGGAUGAGUUCCGAAACCCGCUGUACGCAGAGUAUCUCCACCAGCAUGUCUUGUUUCCGGUGGCGAGCAUGCGACGAAUAGAGAUCUGGACACACUACUACUGCCGCUGGAACCCUCGCAUGAGACCUCAGGAACCAACCCACCUACGUAACCGAGAACUGCUGGUGUUACGGGCCCAGCUUCAACAAAAGGUUCUAGAACUACAGAAGGAGCUGGAAACCAAGAACUCUAGGGGGAUGCUGGCCAGUUCCCCGCCUAGGGUCUCCUCUCCUGUCAACGUGUAGCAUGGAUGGAAACCAAGACCUCAAUGGGGGAUGCUGGCCAGUUCCCCGCCAAGGGUCUCGUCUCCUGUCAAUAUGUAGCCUGGAUGGGAACUAGAAACACUUGAAGCUUUCAAAGUGGUUUCCCAUGUAGAACCCCCGCAUUCUUAAAACCAAGAACAAUUCCUGCUUACUGGUUCCAGUCUCAAUGCAUCCUGUCUUAUGUCAAGGUGCAAUAAUGCUUGAAACCAAAAUAAAUCUAUUCUGACUGGUUCCCCUCACACGUUUGCUGAGAACCAUUAAUUAUACUUUAACCUGGCAACAAAUGGCAAUGCUUGAAAUAAGGAUAUAUAAAACGAUAUAUAUCAAUUCUGCACCCUAUGUGCAAAAUUGAGGUAUUCUAGUUUGAAACAGAUGUACAGAAAUACUUCUAACAAUAAUUGUCGAGCUGAAUGGAAUUGUUAGCAAACCGCAUUGUUAGCAUCAUAUUCAUCAUUAUUCAGACUUAAAAUAUUAGUACUACAUACUAGUAUGUUGUAUUAUAUUGAUCAGACACACAGGAGCAGCUUAUUGCAUUGAUCUUUUAUUACUACUAUUCUCAAUAAGAUCUUAUUUCACAACACUGCUGAGUCAGCACAAGUGAUGUACAUGUUACAUAAUAUUAUUUAAACAGAAAAUUAUGUACAAGUUUGUUGAUCUGCUGGACAAAAAUGUGAUGAUAAUUUGUAAUAAGUGCACUUGUUUGUGAAAUAGUGAUUUAUACUUUUGAAGUUCUAACCAUUUCUAAGUUAAUGAUUGAAAGUAUUAAAAGUUAUUAAAUUUAUAUUUUUCAACCCACCAAACCAUUAUGGCAGCAAGGAAAGGGUUCUUGCUUUUUUGUGCAAUAAUGUACAUAAUUUUUAGUUUGCUUUAGUAUUUGUAUUAGGCUAUGAUUAUUAUAGUAGUAUGAUUAUUAUAGUAAGUUUCAUUUAUUAAGACUACCGGUAUAUCUUUAAGGUCUGUUGGAAGUUUAUAAUCUUUUGUUGUAAUUCUUAUUGUUUUGAUGUUUUUAUAUAAUGCACUGUGUCUAAAUUUUAUGAUUUUAUACAAUUUAAAGUUACGAAAUAGAAGUCUAGGUUUAGGCUUCAAGUCUGUUGUAUAAACAUAAUGUGUUUUAUGUGUUAGAAUAAACAAAGAGAAACGCAAUGCAAGUAAAUGAAUUAAUUUUAA
This is a messenger RNA of Mya arenaria, 3191 nucleotides long. RefSeq names its product myotubularin-related protein 2-like. The transcript is spliced from 16 exons. The record is from RefSeq and is a predicted model, not a curated record. Gene Ontology annotation, biological process: dephosphorylation. Lineage: Eukaryota; Metazoa; Mollusca; Bivalvia; Myida; Myidae. Gene Ontology annotation, molecular function: phosphatidylinositol-3,5-bisphosphate 3-phosphatase activity. The coding region runs from base 120 to 2006 and encodes 628 amino acids.